Molecule: messenger RNA, 246 nt
Organism: Puccinia triticina
Lineage: Eukaryota; Fungi; Basidiomycota; Pucciniomycetes; Pucciniales; Pucciniaceae
Exons: 3
Coding region: 1-246 (81 amino acids)
Cellular component (GO): cytoplasm
Source: RefSeq, a predicted model, not a curated record
AUGGCAAACCCAGGCAACGUUGCAGGUGGUCUCAAGGCAACCAUUAACAACCCUAACGUCUCGGACCAAGCCAAAGCCCACGCCGAGCACAGAUUAGAGACCGAGGAAUUCCCUUCCGUCACCGAGGAAGCCAACCAAUCCAAAAACCCCAACAACGUUAUCGGCGGGAUCAAAGCUGCCAUCAAUAACCCGAACGUUUCUGAAGCAAAAAAAGAUGAGCUUCGCUCCAAGCUCGAUGACGCCUAA